Puccinia triticina is the source of this 387-nucleotide messenger RNA. RefSeq lists its product as uncharacterized. Lineage: Eukaryota; Fungi; Basidiomycota; Pucciniomycetes; Pucciniales; Pucciniaceae. The transcript has a single exon. The record is from RefSeq and is a predicted model, not a curated record. Bases 1 to 387 code for a protein of 128 amino acids.
AUGGACACAUCGAUGAUCCCGAUCUACCUCAUCAUCUGUCUGCCCGUCCUUGUCCUGCUCAGCUACCUCAACAAUGCGCGGCGCGAGAAGGCGGAGAAGCUCAAGAAGGGGAUCGGGCGAGGGGUGGCCGGGUUUCAGACCGGAGUGCGCCGGGUGGCGAUCCCACCAGAGAUCAUGGAGAGAAUCAGACGAGGCGAGGAAGUGAGCGGGGAGGAAAUCACCAGGGCCCAAGAACGAAUGGCCGCAACCAACACCACCAACAGCACCAACGAAUCGAGAGCGGAAGAUACGACAGCUACUACCAGGAAGAACGUCGACGAACAGUGGCUGCCGAGCUCAUCACAGUCUCCAAGUGGCGGGAAGAAACUUAAGCAGAGGAAGAAAUAG